CUAUAAAAUAUUUGGUGGCAGCUUUUUCCUUGGUGUCUUAACACUUUAAAACAGUUGCUCGUGGCAAAAUAGAUCGUCUACGUUCUAUUACCGAGGAUACGAACAUUUCUUUAAAAAAGAAAAAAAAUUCAAGACUCGGAGAAAACUCUGAGGUGCUUCUCAAGCUGCGGACUUGCUAACAGAAAGAUUUCUCACCCAUGAAUGUGUGUGGGCAGAUUGUAGCCAUUGUUCUGUCGGGAUAGUGUAGUGUGUAAAGAUCAAUUUAAGAUGCUGAGCAUGGUAACCAUGGCAGCAACUGCCGCUCUGCUGAUUUUGUAUCCUGGGGCAUCAGGACAGGAGACUACCCAGACCAUCGAGGACUGUGGCACCGGGUGGUUCCUGAUGCAACGUGCCUGCUACAAGCUGUCCACAGACGCCAUGCCCUGGGAAAGUGCGAAGAAGAACUGCGAGGUGGAUGGCGGCUACCUGCUGUCCGUCAGCUCCGUGGCCGAGAUGAACCUGAUAAAGAAAGAGAUGAGACAAGCCAACAGAAGAAAUACUUGGUGGGUCGGGCUACAGAGGGCAGCACCAUAUAGCAAAACGUGGGUGUGGCUUGAUUCAGGUUCGCCUUUUUCAGCGAGAGUCACAAGAUGGAGUCCUUCGGAGCCGAACAAUCAGAACGGACGAGAGAACUGUGUGGAGAUCACCUCGGACGGCACCCUCAGCGACAAGGACUGCGACGAAGUUCGGCCUUUUGUCUGCGAAAGACAUGAAACAACUACAACUACAGCUACAACAAGCACCACGGCUUCUACGCCAGCGUCAUCGAGCAGUACGGUGGUCCUGGAAGAGUUACCUUCAUCCACCUUGCUAUCUUCGUCUUCAACGCCAUCGUCGACCACCACCACGCCUGCUCCCACCACGCCUGCUCCCACAACUUCGACGAUGACGUCAACAGAAGAGAAGAAGAUCCCAAAGCCUAAACCACCAGAAACUUUGCCGAUCGAGAACAAAAGAACGUUGGAGGACUUGUACAAACUGUACUCUGGAUGUUAUCUCCAAGAACCAAGGGUGGCGCGAAGGACAUGUCCUUCUUGUACCAGGAGGGCUCCAGCAUGUGUCCAUCCAUUGAAGUCUCCCAGAUCGUGUGGCCUGAAACCCCGUCUGGCGUCACAAGAGACAAUGAAGUGUAGAACCGGGCAGGGAAAGGCCUACUUUCAGUGCGGAGGGAACCCGGUGUGCUGGCGUGGACAGCCCAAUGUUGAUGAAUGCGCUUCUCCAGAGUUCAAGAAAAUACUUGACCAGGUUAAGAGUACGAAUGACACACAAAAUCCACCGGAACCGAAACAAACCGUAGCCUUGACAACGCAACUGGCAGACGUGACAGAGAGUGACGACUUAACUUCUGAUGACGUGAUGGCGACCUCAAAGGUCAUUUCCGGUCUGGUCACAAGCGGGGCCACCCAGAAGCUCAAGGACGAAUCAGAAGUCGAGGCCAUUGUUUCUAAUGUUGUCAAGGCCGGCAGCAACCUGGUGUCCACCAACAAGUCCCGCGUGUGGACAGACAUGCCACAGCAGGACAAGAUCCGCUCGGCUACGUCCCUGAUGGUGGCCAUGGAAACGGCCACUGUAGCCAUGGCAGAGAAGAUAGACAAACCCACUGUAAUCAACACUAAAGACGAAAAUAUAGAACUAGAGCUGCGAGUGAUAAACAUCACUUCAGUUUCGCCAGCGGAGAAGGAGAACAUCGUGUACAAUGCCGAGAAUUCAGAAAACACUUUCUCAAUCCCCUUGGAGACCCUCAGUCACCUCAGUCAUGGUGGACUGGCCAAAGUUGUCUUCAUGACACACUACACGAUGGGCGACAUCCUCGGCGACACCGCUGGUGGCGACAAGGCUGAUGAAGGCAAGAAACCUGACGACACCGUCCACACGAGGCCUGGCGACUCCAGCAAGGACGCCGCUGAUGAUGUGAAGCAGGAGACGCCUGCGCCGAAACUGGCUUCCUACAUCCUCAGCGCCUCGGUCGGAGGUCAAGGUGAAGGUCGGGUCAAGCUGCCGCAGCCAGUCACCUUCACCAUGAAACACCUAAAGAUGGUGCCAGCAGGAUGGGAUUCGCUGUGUUCGUUUUGGGAAAUCAGUGAAAGUCAAAUGGGGUCGUGGUCACAGGAGGGAUGCCGCGUGGUCCGCAGCAAUGCCAGUCAGACGACGUGCGAGUGUGAUCACAUGACCAACUUUGCCGUCCUCAUGGCGGUUCAGGAGGUCAAGAUAUCCGAGACCCAUCAGUCCUUCUUGAAAUUGGCCACCAUCGUCGGAUGUGUCAUCUCCUGUAUCUGCCUGCUGGCCAGCUGGAUUACCUUUACCUGCUUCACGAAAUGUAAGAGGACGAGGUUUCUUCUUUUAGCUGUGACAUUAGUAGGUGUAGCACCAUCAGAAGAAGUGAUGGUAGAAUACAUCGCUAAAGUAGUGGCGGAUGAUCGCGAUGAUGGCAGCGGCAACUUUCCUGGUGCCGGCGUGAAAAGUCCUCCAUCAGCAACCUGUAACCCUCCAAGGAGAGCGGAAUUCGAUCACAAGAACUUGGUCGUCUGCUUGUUUAUUGCUGAGAUGUUGUUCCUGACGGGCAUUGAUCAAACCCAGAACAGAGUGGCUUGUGGUUUUAUCGCGGGCUUCCUGCACUACUUCUUUCUGGCGUCGUUCCUGUGGAUGUUGCUGGAGGGCGUGCACAUCGUGCUCAUGCUGGUCCAGGUGUUUGAUGCCUCCAGGUCUCGUCUGCCGUAUUACUACGCCACUGCAUAUGCGCCGCCUUUCCUCAUCAUCGCCAUUUCGGCAGGCUUGUAUCAUCAAGGCUACGGGACGGAGAGAUACUGCUGGCUAACAACAGAACGUUACUUCAUCUGGAGUUUUGCAGGACCCGUGGCUGUAAUUUUGUUUGUGAACGCGGUCAUCCUGGUGUACGCCAUGACUAUGGUUUGUCGCCACUCCGAGUAUGUCUUCAGUGGCAAAGACAAAACAGCUGGUGGAAUCAGAUCGUGGAUCCAGGGUGCUGCUGCUCUUGAGGUUCUGCUGGGGCUGACUUGGAUCCUGGGCUAUUUCUUCCUCAACACCCAGACCCUGGCGCUGGCUUACCUGUUCACCGCUCUCAACUCCUUGCAAGGUCUCUUCAUCUUCUGUUUCCACUGUCUUCUCAACAAGAAGGCUCGCAAGGAAUACCGCCGUGUCAUGAAGGUGAAGAGAAGGCCCAGCACCACCACCGGGUCUGGCACCGGCACCCACUCCGCCUCUCUGGGCCACAAACACAAGCACGACCUGUCUCUUGAUGCCCCCGGUGGUCCUCUCUUCCACAGCCACGCCUGAGUGCAGCGCGAGGGCACAGGGAGCAGACGUCGUAAGACUUUCAUCCUUGAUGUCGCUUAUCGUCUCGUUGACGUCAUGGUUGACUCUUCUCGUGUGAGAACCUGGUUGAUGUGGUCGGCGCUUCAAGCUUGCAGCAUGCAUGUACCUGUAUUCUUCUACGAUGUACAGAAUACCACGGGAAGUCACUCAACUGCCAACAAUUGGCAAUUCUAUUUUAUUUUGCGUUUUGCUGUGCAAAAAAAAAAAAAUGAUUCUGGCAAGUUAAGAUCAGUGAACUGUCUGCCUACCUCUGUCUCCCUCUCUUUGACCUUCUCCCCCCUUCUCUCUCUUUUCACAUGGUCAACCUUCCCUCCCUCUCUCUUCACCUUGUUUUUUCUUUCUUGCUUACUUUCCCCCUCAUCUUCUCCCAUUCUUCUACUUUCAUUCUUCUUCAUCUUCUCAUCUUUUCUGAUUGACAGGAAGUGUAUGUGGGCAAAUGUGAUAUGAACAACACUCAAGAAAAUUCUGUAUCUAUCAGUUUAAACACCUCUGCCAUCAAGUUUUGUAGUAAUGGCUAGUCUGUGUUUGUAUCUGACUGCAACGUUUGAAGUGUUAUCUAAAAUCAUCUCUAGCUUCUGCUUUAGAGCAUCAGAUAAUCUCACAGAACCUUGAAGCAUUUCAGGUCUUUGAUAUAUUUUUAAAUUCUGCAUGUUUCAUGUCUAUUUUGGCUGUGGAUUUUUUUUUUUUUUUUUUUUUUUGACAAGAAGUCUUAUUCUCCAUUCGUUUUGAUAAAAGUAGACUUAUGUUUCAUUUGUUGCUCCUGCUACUCUCACUGUCUCUGUGAACAAUGCUCUUUUCCUGUUCUAUGAUAAUUUACACCAAAGUUCGAACUGUUCACAAAUGGUUUUUGACUGCAUGCAUAUUAACAUUCCUUUUUGACAUAAUACUUUAACACCCUUUGAAAUCCCAUUUUCAAAAAGGGAACAACUGUCAAAUAUGUACAUGAAUAUGUUUUUUGUGUGUACACAUGCAUCAACUGUAGUGAAUGCAAGAAUGAUUGUGAUACAUAGCGCGCCUCUAGGAUAACAUUGCUGAUCUGCAAGAAUGGUUAUGUUUUGUGUAAUUGAAGCAUACGAACAUGUGCGCAUGCAUGCACACACACAUAUAUAUAUAUACACAUGCACACAUCCAUUUUGAACACGUAUACACAAACACAUUAGCGCAAGAAUGCGUGUUUGCAUCUGUACAUAUUGCAUUUACUUCAUUAGCUAAGGUCUAGUCAUUAUUGUAUAUGAAGAUGUAUAUUGUGCUUUCCAUGCAGUUUUCUUGCAAACUUAGUUUCAGACAUGUUCGAUGAGCUUGGUGAGCACCGUAUCUGAUAUUUUUUCCCCAAUCAUUUUUUUUUUCCUUGUAAUAUAUUUUUCCUUAUUCCUGGGCAUUUCCGCUGGAUCGUACAGAAGAUGUUCCAUAUCCAUUAAAUCAUUCUUGAUUUGUUUUUAUCACUUAUUCAAACACCCCAGACUGAAGAAGAAAAUUUUCUUAUCCUCUAUUUACCAUCAUAACAACUUCAAACCGGUGAGCAGCACAGGCCAACCAGAAACUGCAGUUCCAUGAAAGUUUCCACAUGUAAGGUCAAAGCAAAUGAAUGUGGAGCAAUUAAAUAUUGUAUUUUGAUUUAGAUAUUUUUUUAAAGUGCUGUUUCAAAUUUUAUUAGGUUUUGGAACUUUUUUUUUUUUUGGUCUUAUGGUGCUCUCAUAGGUUUUCAUUCUUGAUUGCCUGACAUUACAUGUGUUCAUUUUCACUGCUUUUAAUAUUAACAUUUUUAUGCAAUUUUGAUACCUUAAGUGCAAUUGUUCAUCAUUUUUUUACUAUAUUAUAUUGACACUGCAGUUGUUACUGCUGGGUCAAAACAAAGCAAUUACUUGUAUUUUUGAGUAAGCAUACAAACAUUUUUCCCCUUAAAAUGGUAGGUAACUGUACAGGAAAAAAAAUAAACUUUCCUUUUUUAGUUCCCUUGCCCUUCUGCUCUUUUGGCCUUAGAUUUUCUAGCGGGAUGUCUUUAGCUUGCUAUAUGGGGGUGAAUGAGAGUGAUGUUCUUUUGCCUUAUUGGCUUGAGAGGACUGGCUUUCCAGAUUCUUUGGAUUUUGCUAUUUAUCUGAGUUAAUUUUGAUUUUGGAGACCAUUGUUUGACCUGUCAGGAUCUUAAUGAUUGUGAUGUUUUACUUCUACAACUUCAGCUGAUCAGUUAACUAACAAUCCUUUCAUCCAUGACAGCAUUUUCAUCUCAGUCCAGUUUCUUUUCGUGCAUGUUGACAGUGAGAUGAAACACCCCAUGUGCAAUGUAGCUAAAUGUCUUGAUGACUCAAGGCAGCAAAACCGACUACAGCUAGUUUGACCUCCAGAGGUUUAUCCUCAGCAUUCCUGAUCUGUUCUGAUGACUUCUCAUAUGACAAACAAUUGUUUAUUUAAAUUCUAGAUCUUCGACCACAGACAUGAACAAGUUCAUGCUUCGACAGGUAAAUGUGUUGCCUGCCUGCACAGACAAAUCUGGUCCUCCAUUUUCUUCUGUCUCCACGAUUUCUGUUGCCAUAAUUUAUGCAUUUAUUUGAAUUUUGUAGACUUUCCUAGUUUUAUUCCCUUUUCCUUCCUGUCAUCUGGGUUAGUUUCUUAAAUUUCUCCAUAUCGUGACUAUUGUUAUAAUUAAUAUUUGUAAAGAGCCAUGAGCUUGCUCAUAAGGUGGGGAUGUGGCACUAUUAUAAUUAACCUUUAUCAUCACACCAAUACUAAUAUUAUUUCUUACUCAAGGGAAGUAACUACAACCCUCUCAACAAACAUCUCAACUAGACCAUUCUCAGUGAUUUGUGCUUAGUGACUCUCGAAGAGUUUUAGAGUGUCUGAGAGUGUAUUUUGACAACACAGCAUGCAGACGAACAAAUAAUUUAUAUUUUCUAAUUGAAUCUCAAUUUGUAUUGCUUGUUAUAAUUGUUAUCAUGGACUGAAUUACGUUAGUUAUCUUUACACACUAAGUUUUCUUGUGCAAAUGAUUAUUUUUGAAAAAUGUUUACACCAUAAUAUCCAAUUUGUGUUUGAUCUGCUGAUUUAAGACAAGCUUCAUGACCGCCGUCUUAAGUGCUUAGUGUGAAACAAAAAUAAUGAAUGCUGUAUCUCCCAGUGCUGAUUUACAUUAAUACCAACUGGAGUUGUCUUUUUGAUGUGAACUAGACAUUGUACUGCAAAGCAUUUUCGUCUGUUGAUGUAGCAUAUACCGUCUGGCCUCGUUAUCUCGCCACUUUGAGGGAAGAUCUGUAUCUUCAGGUCACUGGUUUAAUGUCUGUUCAAGGCUGUGACUGCUGAACUCCCCUGUCGACCCAGCAGUUUCCACAACAAAAAAAAUAGGUACCUUCUCAUGUGGAAGGAGAGAGUUGAGCUCUGCCUUCCACACGAUUCUUCCUCCAUCCAGCCUCCAAUCUACCAACCACAUCCCACACCCUCCCUGACCUCAGCUUGCAACAAUGGAUAGGGCGGAAUCAGGUCAUGAUUACGGUAACUGGUUAGUCCCAAGUGGUAGUAGAGAGGGAGGGGUGGUGGCAAAAACCAGGAAGUGUGAUUUCUUGGACCCUUUCUUUCCUUUUACCUCGUACUGUGUUCAGUUCCACAAGUGAAAUUCAGAUUUUGUUUUCCAGUGUGGCUAUCACCAGCCAUGAGAGUUCUUUAUGCCCUCGAUAAAUGUACACUCAUGUUGUACUGAUUACCAACCUGUUCCCCUCAUGAUGUCAGCCACUCAUGUGGUGGAUGGACGGGGGGCGAGGUAACAAGGUCACACUGUAAUUAUGACACUGUAGGAUAAACAUAGCUUCCUGUUUGGAUGCAGUGCAGUUUGGCACAAUAAAAUAUGCCACAAUAAAAGUUUUUUUCUCA
Pomacea canaliculata is the source of this 7230-nucleotide messenger RNA. Its product is annotated as adhesion G protein-coupled receptor L1-like. The record is from RefSeq and is a predicted model, not a curated record. NCBI's taxonomy places the organism in Eukaryota, Metazoa, Mollusca, Gastropoda, Architaenioglossa, Ampullariidae. Gene Ontology annotation, cellular component: membrane. Gene Ontology annotation, biological process: cell surface receptor signaling pathway; adenylate cyclase-activating G protein-coupled receptor signaling pathway. The transcript has 21 exons. The coding region runs from base 268 to 3333 and encodes 1021 amino acids. Gene Ontology annotation, molecular function: G protein-coupled receptor activity.